AUGGGAGCGACCGUGUCCUUGAGAAACCGUGCUACGAACGAAUCAUCUCUGCUAGAAUGCCUACAGGUUGCGCCACCAGUCCUGAGUCCAGUUGAUGCAUGCCAGCAGACCCUGAUGGUCCAUACAUUUGCCUCCUCGUACGGACAGCCAUUCGUGGGACAAUUCAACCCGCCGGAGUGCAGCUUCAACAGGGUUACCUUCAACUUUACCGUUACCUCUGCCGGCCGGCAGUUUGACCGACUCGGUGUGAUGUUCCUUGAUGAUACCGAAGUGUUCCGGACUUCCACUGCCGAGCCAACACAAGCCGGCAUAAUAUGGACAUAUGUCAAGGACAUGAGCAGCUACCAAUCUCUUUUCAAUACGCCACAAAAGAUAAUCUUCGACCUCGGUAAUAUCGUCGACGAUACAUACACCGGCUCCUGGUAUACGACGUUGACUGCCACCUUCUUUACCGCCGAUGAUGCUAUCGAGCCCGCAGAUGUCAUCAUCCCAAUCUCGGCACGGAAGUCGGGUCAAGAUGCAUCCAGCGUGUUCGUCGUACCGGAGACAAGAGCAGUCAACAGCGUUGUGCUUCCGCAGAACGCGAAGAAGGCGGCCUUCUCGAUCUCCGCAUGUGGCCAGGCUGCUGAGGAGUUCUGGUGGAGCAACGUCUUGUCAUCAGACACCAACGCAUUCGGCAAUGACACCACGCUAUACGGUCACUCGGCCUUCCGAGAACUUCGUCUACUCAUCGACGGAUCAUUGGCUGGAGUCGCCUGGCCCUUUCCCGUCAUCUUCACCGGUGGCGUUGUUCCUGGCUUUUGGAGGCCCAUCGUAGGCAUCGAUGCAUUCGAUCUGCGAGAAGACGAAAUCGACAUCACUCCGUUCAUACCAUUGCUCAGCGACGGCCAGGCCCAUAGCUUCGAGAUUCAGGUUGUCGGCGUCGAUGAUGAUGGUCGUGGGAACGGGAACUUUACGACAGCCAUCGAAUCGAAUUGGGUCGUUACUGGGAAGAUCUUCGUUUGGCUUGACACUGGCAACAACGCUAUCACAGGACCCGCGCCUACCACUGUUACGACUUCCAGUAUCGUACUACACUCGUCAAGACGCGGAUACUCGAACAGCAGCGCAGGCAUCGCACUGGACUACUCUAUUCAAGUCACUCGCAAUCUGGAAAUUCAAUCCACGUUCGACACGCCCACAGGUUCAAGAGCAGUUACCUGGACCCAGAAGCUCACCUACUCCAACGUAGGAACUCUCAGCAACGGCGGUAACGACCAGAUCGUACAUUAUUCCAAAAGCUACGAAUACCCUCUAUGGGUGCAAUCGUCCUACAACGCACCAUCAGGCGGCAACGUCAGCAUCAACGCAAGCAUGUCGCGAAGCAAAAACGUGCAUCAACAAGGCGACCUAGCCUUUCCAAACGACUGGAAGACGUUCGACUACACGCGUCUACGAUCAACGCCCUACAGCAACCAGAGCUUCCUGGGGUCCGACGUGGACAACUGGCAAAAUGGCACAGCAUCCUACCUGUCGGUGCCCGCACUGAAAAAGUCCUUCGGAUCAGGCAGCACAGAGCAGCGCCUCACACUCAGCGGUGUAGGCAGCGCAUCACAAGACGCAGCAUCCCAGCAACUCUACCAAAGGCACAUUGCCGCCACCAACGACUCGGUCGUGUAUGACGACGAGAGCUUCGGGCGUCAAGUGCGAGGCCAGAGCAGGUAUGCCGCUCCCAGCCUGCCGGGCGCGCCAGACGUCGCGCAUGAGUAUGCGGCUGCAGGCGUUAGAGCGAUGCUAGGAAGGGGGCCAGCGUAG
Messenger RNA from Alternaria triticimaculans, 1794 nucleotides. RefSeq lists its product as uncharacterized. The record is from RefSeq and is a predicted model, not a curated record. Bases 1 to 1794 code for a protein of 597 amino acids. Lineage: Eukaryota; Fungi; Ascomycota; Dothideomycetes; Pleosporales; Pleosporaceae. The transcript has 3 exons.